CUCUCUCUCUCUCUCUCUCUCACCUCAAUCAGCAGCAUUAGCAGCUAUCAUCAUCACUACCUUCAGAAAUCACAUUAGGUGGUGAAAGUUGAAUUAUGGCUGAUGAUAGUGCUGAUCCUUUUCCAAUGUUGGGAAGUGUGUAUAGAGUCUCCGGUUCCAAAUUCAACCAGUUGAGCUGCAAAGUAGCCGAUACCAAAUUGAAUGCAGAACAAACUGGUGAAUCCAAGGUGAUCCCAAUAGCUUGGUGUUCUCCAAAGUCUAGUUCAAAUGCAUGGAGCCAUCCAAAUGUUAUCCAGAAUCUGACAAAGAGGGGUAAUAGUGGAUCAGGGCUAGUUAACAACAACAAUAACCUACAGGAGAAAAGCAAUUCUCCGAAUACUCUAAAUGGAAGCGAAAAUGGAGUUUCGAAUAACAGCAACUUACCUCCACAGUCAGUAAAAUCUCCAACACCAGAGAAAGGAUUAUAUUCAUCUGAUGAUGAAAUUUUCGAUAGCGAAUCUGAUAUUGUGUUUGAUAGUGACGAUGAUUUUUCUUUAGAUGACACUGACUCAGACACAGGCGAGAAAAGCCAUGAAGGGCGCAUGAAGAGCAAGUGGUUCAGGAGUUUCUUUGAUAUUUUAAAUAAACUGAAAGUUGAGGAGAUCAAUUCACAAGCAAUACGCUUGCACUGCCCAGCAUGCCAAGGAGGUACCGGGGCUAUUGAUUGGUAUCAGGGAUUGCAGCCCCUUCUUAAUCAUUCGAGGACAGUAAAAGUUAGGAGGGUGAGAUUGCAUCGAGCAUUUGCUGAAACUUUGGAGGAAGAGUGCUCCAGGAGAGGAGCUUCAUUGCUAAUGGUAGGUGAAGCCCAUGGACUAUGGGAGGGUCUUGAUAAGAAAGUCAAGGAUCAUGAAAUUGUUUGGCCUCCAAUGGUUGUCAUCAUGAAUACAAAAUACGAGCAAGAUGAAAACGAGAAUUGGACUGGAAUGGGGAACCAAGAACUCCUUGAUUGCUUCAGUGAUUAUGCUGCAUUGAAGGCUCGACACUCAUAUGGUCCGCGAGGGCACCGAGGAAUGAGUGUUUUGAUUUUUGAAGUAUCCACAGCCGGCUAUUUAGAAGCUGUGCGGCUCCACAAGCAUUUCAAAGAACAAGGAAGAGAUAGGCAAGCUUGGGAUCAUUGUAAGAAUCCAUUUGUCCCAGGGGGGAAACGCCAACUUUAUGGUUACCUGGCUACUAGAGAAGAUUUGGAUAUUUUCAACAAGCACUCUGGAGGAAAGUCAAAAUUGAAGUUUGAAAUUAGAUCAUAUCAAGAGAUGGUCGAGAGCAAGAUAAAGCACAUCAAUGAUGAUGGUCAAAAGCUUGAUAUUUUUAAGGAGAAGAUAGCUAAAGAACAACUCAAAUCCAAAGUCUUUGCAGACACUUUAUGUCAAGUAACUGAGAGGUUACGCAAAACAACUGUCGAAAGCCGUGUUGUGCGUGAACGUACUAAAGAAUAUCAUCAACAAAACAAGGAGGAGAUGGAUGCACAAGAAACUUUUUUCCUUGAUAAAAUGCAAAUCAUCCAUCAAGCUAUAGCUGCAAAGGAAGAUGAGUUUGCGAAAUCGCAGCAAGCAAAACGAGAAAUGUUAUGUGCUGUUGGAGAUUCUUCUGUGAAAGAGGACGACAAUCAUAUAAUGGAGAAAAUUUCUAGUUUCAUAAAGUCCCAAGACAAAGACAUGAGGCAAUUCGAGGCUGAGAGAGAUGAUAUCUUAAAAAUCAAUGAAGAAAAGAAGUUGGCUCUGAAGAAGAAGUAUUGGCAAGAGCUGGUUGAACUUGAGAAGGAAUUGGAAAAUGAACUAUCUGAGCUCAUGAACAAGUACACUUUAAGCCAGUCUCAAGAAGAAAACCGUCAACAAUAAAUCGCGCCUAAGUCUCGUUAACAUGGAAAACUUGCAGAGAAGUGGUAAAUUUUGGCUGAAUUUAUUUAGUUUGAAAGUUGAAAAGUGAGAGUUGAUGAGGCCAUCACCAAAAUUUUGAUCCCAUUUUGACUAGUUCUAGUCAUUUUUGCUUUUGUUGCAAUUGAGUGUUUUGCUCACUGCAUUUAAAUAUAGUUAAUCAAGAAAUAUUAUUGCGCAUGAAACAAUGGUAGAGGCUUCAUGUUAUUUUAUGUGAGGGA
Messenger RNA from Trifolium pratense (red clover), 2131 nucleotides. RefSeq names its product protein SUPPRESSOR OF GENE SILENCING 3-like. Gene Ontology annotation, biological process: defense response to virus; regulatory ncRNA-mediated gene silencing. NCBI's taxonomy places the organism in Eukaryota, Viridiplantae, Streptophyta, Magnoliopsida, Fabales, Fabaceae. The transcript is spliced from 6 exons. The record is from RefSeq and is a predicted model, not a curated record. The coding region runs from base 96 to 1874 and encodes 592 amino acids.